ACCCUUUCUUUAAUGUUGGUGCUGGCAGCCAACAUACAUUGAAAUGAAUAAUAUCAAAUUUUCUGUUUUCAAUUUCUAUUUACUAGUUUGUGUAUAAAUGUCUGUAACUGUGUGGGGAGGUGUGUGUGUGUAUAGAGGCCAUCAGCAUUAGCAGCAAGUGCCUGUACCUGCUGAGUUACCUCACCAGCCUGCCUUUUCUGUCUUUUGGGCAGUUUUAACGAUUUCUAUUAAAUCAUGCAUAUGUGAGUGCAGGUACCUAUAGGAGCUAGGGGGGUUAGAGGUGGUUGGAACCACUCUAUAUGGAUACUCGGAAUUGAACUUGAGUCUUCUUCAAGAGAAGUAUGUGUUAGCAUCACAAUUUUAUCUUGAGGUUAAAGAAAACGAAACUCAGAAAAAUUCAAUGGAUUCCUAUGUACUUUGCCUGUUUGAUCAGUUGCUUAUGCUAAGAAUGUUAACUUUUCAAAAAGUUAAUACUUUUCAGAGGAAUGUUAUAUAAAGGUCCUGGAUAAUUUUGAACCUACAAUAUUUGGACAGUCUUAUUUAUGUAAAAUUUGCUCAGUACGUAUGGGAAGUGAAGCAGUGUUUAUUGGAUAUUUGCUGCUUUCUGGACAUUGGGUUAGGAUACUUUGCUUACAUUUGCUUCGUUUUGGUAGAGGAUUGCUGUUCUUUAAGAAGGAGCAGCAGAGAGGCUCUUUUGCAACACCAGAUGUCAGCAGGCUUGUUGACAAGGCUCAUGUCUGUUCCCUACACCAGGUUGUCUGUCUAGUAGUGCAUGGCAUGAAUUCAUUUCUGUUGUCAGGUCAUGGUGUUUCCUCUAAAUUAACAGUGGCCUAAUGAAUAGUGAGUAAAACUAGAUUGUUGUCAAACUCUGUAAAAAUGAGUCUAAGGAUUUAUAAAAAUAUUCUUUUGUUUUCCUAACUCUGCUUUUGUUGGUUUUUCUGUUCCACCACCUCUCCCUCUGUCCCUCCCUCGUUCCCCUUCCUUUCUUCCUUUCUUUCUCUACUUCCUUGUUUGUUUGUUUUGACAUUAUUCCUCUCUCACUAUGUAGUUCUGGCUGGCCUCAAACCUUCAGCCUAGUAAGAGAGUGCUAGAGUCGCAGGUGUGUGCCACCACGUUCACUAAUCUCUCUACUGUUUAAUGCAUUUUCUUGCUUUCCAGUGGUUCCCCUAAUAUGUAUAUACCUUUUAUAAACACGUGGGGUUGUGUAUCUUCUUUGUUAUCAGGCGCUGCUUUUUCACUUUUGAAAAGUAGCUGAUAACAGUCACACCCCUUGUAAGGCCUGUCCACAUGGCCCCAGGCUCUACCAGCAUCUGUCUUUUAGCUUUUUGCUUGCCGUUCCAGGCUCUUUAGGUUGCCUUAUGACCCUUGCUAAGCAUCAUGUAGCUGUAGGACCAGUGGCCCAGCUCAGCAGAGAUUACAUCAUAAUCUCUGAUUGCUUUCUCACCGUGUACAGGGGCCUUUAAGGACCUUAGAGACCAGCACACAUUCAAAACUGACAAGAGAAGUGAGCAAGGCAAACCACAGGGAGAUCCUUCCUGCACUUGAUGAAGCAAAAAAUUUAUUGCCAUAUCUUGGACCCAACAAAAUGCGAGAUUGUUUCUGCACUAUAAAUUUGGACCAGGAAGAAGUUUAUCGCACCCAGGUUGUUGAAAAGUCUUUAAGUCCAUAUUUCAGUGAAGAAUUUUAUUUUGAGAUUCCAAGAACUUUCCAGUAUUUGUCUUUUUAUGUUUAUGAUAAAAAUGUUUUACAAAGAGAUCUUCGUAUAGGAAAAGUAGCCAUCAAGAAAGAAGACUUGUGCAGUCAUAGUGGUAAAGAGACUUGGUUUCCACUACAGCCUAUUGACUCAAAUUCAGAAGUUCAGGGAAAAGUUCACCUUGAAUUAAGACUGAAUGAGUUGAUAACAGAGAAUGGAACCGUGUGCCAGCAGCUUGUUGUACACAUCAAGGCAUGCCAUGGGUUGCCUCUCAUAAACGGACAAAGCUGCGAUCCUUAUGCAACAGUUUCCCUCGUGGGCCCUUCUAGGAAUGACCAAAAGAAGACAAAAGUAAAGAAGAAAACAAGCAAUCCGCAGUUCAAUGAAGUCUUCUAUUUUGAGGUAACCAGAUCCAGCAGUUACACCAGGAAGUCCCUGUUCCACGUGGAGGAGGAGGACAUUGAGAAGCUGGAGAUCAGGAUCGACCUGUGGAAUAAUGAAAACCUAGUCCAAGACGUCUUCCUGGGAGAGACUAAGGUUCCUGUCAGCGUGCUAAGAAAGGGCUCCUCUCAUCAGGCCUGGUACUUGCUACAACCAAGAGACAAUGGGAACAAGUCAUCUAAAACUGAUGACCUGGGAUCUCUUCUAUUAACUCUGUGUUAUACAGAAGACUAUGUGUUUCCGUCAGAGUACUAUGCACCGUUGAAAACUUUGCUGCUAAAAUCACCAGAUGUUCAGCCAGUAUCCGCCUCAGCUGCUUAUAUUUUGGGUGAACUGUGUCAAGAUCAAAAGGAUGCUGUUUUGCCCCUAGUACGACUGUUGCUGCACCACAGUAAGCUUGUUCCUUUUAUCACUGCGGUGGCCGAACUGGACUUGAAGGAUACUCAAGAUGCCAAUGCAAUUUUUAGAGGAAACUCCCUGGCUACGCAGUGUCUGACUGAGCUGAUGAAGAUAGUGGGAAGGCACUACCUGAAAGUCACACUGAAGCCCGUUCUAGAUGAGAUAUGUGAAUCCUCGAAAUCCUGUGAAAUAGAUCCUGUUAAGUUGAAAGAGGGAGAUAAUGUAGAGAAUAAUAAGGAGAAUCUGUACUACUAUGUGGACAAAGUGUUCAAUACGAUUGUAGGAUCAAGUGUGAGCUGCCCCACUGUGAUGUGUGAUAUUUUUUAUUCUCUGAGGCAAACGGCUGCUAAGAGAUUUCCUAACAACCCUCAUGUUCAGUACUCUGCAGUGAGCAGCUUCGUGUUCCUUCGUUUCUUUGCCGUAGCGAUACUCUCACCUCAUGCUUUUCAUUUGCGACCUCAUUAUCCAGAUACACAGACGGUUAGAACAUUAACUCUCAUCUCAAAAACCAUUCAGAUAAUUGGAAACUGGGGAUGUCAGUCCAGAAGAAAGUCACGGUUCAAAAAGUCAGUCAUGUGUGAAUUUCUCAAGAUGUUUCAAGAAGAAAGAUAUUUUACAGAUGUGAAAAAGUUCUUGGAUGAAAUUUCAUCUACGGAAACUAAAGAGUCCAGUGGUACGAGUGAGCCUGUGCACCUGAAAGAAGGUGAGAUGUAUAAAAGAGCUCAAGGAAGAACCCGUAUUGGAAAAAAGAACUUCAAGAAACGAUGGUUCUGCUUGACAAGCAAAGAGCUCACCUACCACAAACAGCAAGGCAAAGAUGCAAUUUAUACUAUUCCAGUAAAAAAUAUUCUUGCUGUGGAAAAACUGGAAGAAUGCUCUUUCAACAAGAAAAAUAUGUUCCAAGUGAUACAUACAGAGAAAACUCUGUACAUCCAAGCUAACAACUGUGUGGAAGCCAAUGCGUGGAUAGAUGUUCUGUGCAGGGUGAGCAGAUGCAACCACAACAGGCUCAGUUCUUUCCAUCCCUCAGCCUAUCUCAAUGGAAACUGGCUCUGCUGCCAGGAGACGAGUGAGAGCACACCAGGCUGCAAGCCAUGCACUGCAGGCAUCCCUGCAGACAUCCAGAUAGACAUCGAUGAAGACAGAGAAACAGAAAGAAUUUAUUCCAUUUUUACCCUCAGUUCACUUAAGCUGCAGAAAAUGGAAGAGGCUUGUGGGUCUAUAGCUGUGUAUCAGGGGCCACAGAAAGAACCUGGUUAUUCCAAGUUCACCAUUGAGGAUUCUGUUGCAACCUUUAAGACAAUUCAGCAAAUAAAGAGCGCCAUAGAGAAGCUAGAUGAACCUCAUGAGAAAUACAGAAAGAAAAGAUCAAGUAGUGCAAAAUACGGAAGCAAGGAAAAUCCAAUUGUUGGAAAAAUAUCAUAGUUUGACCAGCUAAUGGAGAACUGGAAAAUACUCAUUUUCAUUGAGUUUUUCAAUUCACGCCAUUUUGUUCAUAGUAUGUAAGAGCGGACACUGGCUUUGAAGACACCUGCUCUCACAAUGUAUUUAAUAUUUAAUGACUGAAAUUAACUGUUUGGGGACCAUGAUAUUGAUGUGUUUAUUACUAAAGAAUUUGAAACCCAA
Mastomys coucha (southern multimammate mouse) is the source of this 4159-nucleotide messenger RNA. RefSeq names its product RAS p21 protein activator 2 (gene Rasa2). Bases 1586 to 3958 code for a protein of 790 amino acids. The transcript has 24 exons. Lineage: Eukaryota; Metazoa; Chordata; Mammalia; Rodentia; Muridae. The record is from RefSeq and is a predicted model, not a curated record. Gene Ontology annotation, molecular function: phospholipid binding; GTPase activator activity. Gene Ontology annotation, biological process: negative regulation of Ras protein signal transduction; regulation of GTPase activity; intracellular signal transduction.